Messenger RNA from Mya arenaria, 850 nucleotides. RefSeq lists its product as uncharacterized. The record is from RefSeq and is a predicted model, not a curated record. The coding region runs from base 64 to 468 and encodes 134 amino acids. Lineage: Eukaryota; Metazoa; Mollusca; Bivalvia; Myida; Myidae. The transcript has 3 exons.
UAUAUACACAAUACCGACAUUAAACAUAAUUAUAAGGACACACUAAAGUACAAACAAGUUGAAAUGGCGUUUAUGAAAAGUGUUUGGUUUAUUUGCUUGUUGAUACACGUAUGCUGGACAGAAAGUCCACCGACAACUGUCGAAGUGACACUCAAUGUGUUUUCUGGAAGGCCCGACCCUGAUGUCGUUCUACAACCAAAUGACGACAACUAUGACGUCAUAGUGCUGAACGCUGGCCAGCAGAGUACCGAUUUGCCACCAGUCAUGGGCUAUAAAGGCUUUACCAUUAUGGAAUAUCAUGGGUUAACACUGUCCAGAACCAGCACUGUGGGUCGAUGCACGCGUCCGGACUUCGAACUUCUAUUGCUGAACUCCAUAACUGGAAAGGUCCCGAAAGGCGAUGACCAACCAAUCAGCGAUAGCCUGCUGAACUACGCAAGAUCCGACAUCGAAAACUGUGCCAGUUAGAACUAAUGCUCAAAACAGAGACAAACAAAUACAAAAAGGAACUUCAAAAUCGUUUUUCUAAACCUUAGUAUACUAUUUUAUGAGAGUUUAACCUCAUAUAAUUUAAAGUUUUCAUUAAUAUCAAGGAGAUAUUCAGUUGCUCAUUGUUUAAUUAUAAUAAACUUUAUAUUGAGAGAAUCUAUGUCAGUUUAUUUCUACCUUUACAAAUAUUUUAUGUGGAAUACGUAUUUGAACUAUAUUGCUUAGUAGAAUAUGCUAUAACCAACUCAAUAAUUGCUAAUGCUCAGCAUAAAUUCUGCAUUAGUUUAUUUCUACCGUUCCAAAUCUUUUAUAUAGAAUACGUAUUUGAAUUAUAUUGCUAAAUACAAUAUGCUAAAACCAA